This is a messenger RNA of Drosophila serrata, 1290 nucleotides long. It is a transcript of the gene Irk3, whose product is annotated as Inwardly rectifying potassium channel 3. Gene Ontology annotation, molecular function: inward rectifier potassium channel activity. Lineage: Eukaryota; Metazoa; Arthropoda; Insecta; Diptera; Drosophilidae. Gene Ontology annotation, cellular component: plasma membrane. Gene Ontology annotation, biological process: regulation of monoatomic ion transmembrane transport; potassium ion import across plasma membrane. The record is from RefSeq and is a predicted model, not a curated record.
AUGCAAUCGGAUCCAUCUUCGCUUGGCGCGGAUCCUACCCAUGCACCGCUCACUUCAAUGCCCGUGAAGCCAAGCGCUGGACAGAAGCCGCUGUUGCGAUCCUCCGAGAAGGCGGUCAAUGCGGCGGACUACUAUCCAGAUCCUGGCUUUGUGCGUCGCAGGAAGUCCAAGACGACGGGAGAUCAGCUGGAACGCAGUGAGCAAAAUUUUCCCUGCACCAAUGACUGGGCAGGCAGUACCAUUGAAUUAACACCAGAGCCGGGAACAUCUUCCUCCGAUAUCCUGCGACGCAGCCUAUCGGGUGAUGGGAAGAAUGGCAAGGAGAACGUUGUGUUUCGCCGCAUACCAGAAAAGUCCUGGCGUUAUAUGCGGGAUCUGGUCACUACGCUGAUGGAGCUGAAUUGGAAAUACAUGCUGACCAUAUUCCUGGGCAGCUAUUCCUGCUGGCUGCUCUUCGCCGCCCUUUGCUAUGUGGCCUACUCGCACGGCGACUUCAUCUUUGAUCCCAUCAGUGGUGCAAGAAUGGGCGAGGAGGAUCCAUGCAUCUAUGGGGUAGGUAACUGGGUGGCCAUGAUCAUCUAUUCGGUGGAGACACAGACCACUCUGGGUUUCGGCGAGAAGUAUGCCAGCGAGGAGUGUCCGGAAACGGUGUUCCUGUUCGUUAUGCAAAUGGUAAGCGCCGCUCUGAUCGAGGGAAUUAUGGUGAGCGUGAUCUAUGCCAAGACGGCUCGUCCGGCCAAGCAGAUGACCAAGUUAAAGUUCAGUGACAAGGCGGUGAUCUGUUAUCGCGACGGCCAGCUGUGUUUGCUUUUCCGCGUGUGCGAUCCCCGCGAGCAGCAGACCAUCGAGUCCAAGAUACGCGUCUACAUGAUCAUAGACAAGCGCACGCGCGAGGGUGAGGUCAUAAAAACUCACACGGAACAGCUGGAGGGGAAUGGCGAGCAGCUGAUCGUCUGGCCCGAUGUCGUCUGCCAUGUCAUCGACGAGACGAGUCCCCUGUAUCAGUUCAGCAAUGCCAAACUCUUUAAUGCCGCCCAGUUUGAGCUGUAUGUGUCCAUUGUGGGCACAUCACCGGCCACUGCCCAAAUGACCGAGGCCAAGACAUCGUAUCUGCCCAGAGAGAUAUUCUGGGGACAGCGGUUUGUCAACAUUAUCCACUAUGAUGCCCAGAACGAGAGGUAUUUGGUGGACUAUGAGAACUUCAAUAGAACCAUUUCAGUGGAUAUGCCCAUUAGGCUGGCGGCCACAAACGAUCAGCUAAAGUUGGAGUACAGAAGUAAAGGCUACUAA